UCAUCCAUUAAAAACAAAUAACAUGUGUCCGCAAUUCAUGCGUUUGUUUUCAAUUUGUAAAUUAUUAAAAUUACGAUAAAUUAAAUAGACAACAAUGGAAGUUCCGGAAGAUAACGAUGAACAACAAAAUUCAGGUCCUGUUGAAAAUGCGUGGGCUAUGACAAUACCGAAAUUUAAACCGGAAGAUAACCCACACGGCCUGCUAGAGGAAAGUAAAUUUGCGACGUUAUUUCCAAAAUAUCGAGAACAAUACUUAAAAGAAUGUUGGCCCCUCGUCCAAAAGGUACUAAAAGAACAUCAUAUUGUUGCCGAGUUAGAUCUUAUUGAAGGAAGCAUAACGGUGAAGACUACAAGAAAAACUUGGGACCCUUACAUUAUCAUUAAGGCCAGAGAUUUAAUGAAACUUCUGUCACGAAGUGUUCCAUUCGAACAGGCAGUGAGAGUGUUAGAAGACGAAAUAGGAUGUGAUAUUAUAAAGAUUAAUUCCUUUGUCCGUAAAAAGGAGACAUUUUUGAAACGGCGCCAACGUUUGAUCGGGCCAAAUGGUGUUACUCUGAAGUCAAUAGAACUGCUAACAGAAUGCUACGUCCUUGUGCAAGGAAACACAGUGUCAGCAGUAGGACCCUAUAAAGGUCUUCUUCAAGUCAGACGAAUUGUUGAGGAUACUAUGAAAAAUAUACAUCCUAUGUAUAACAUUAAAAGCUUGAUGAUAAAACGAGAACUCAUGAAAGAUCCGAAAUUAAAAAAUGAGAGCUGGGAUAGGUUUUUGCCUAAAUUUAAAACCAAGAAUGUACCCCGCAAACAACCUAAAAAGAAAGUUAAGAAACCAUACACUCCAUUCCCUCCACCGCAACAAGAAAGUAAAGUUGAUAAAGAACUUGCAACCGGUGAGUACUUCCUCAAAAACGAGCAGAAAAAGGCUAAACGGCGUCAUGAGAAGGAAGAGAAGCAAGCACAAGCUAAACGGGCUCGUGAUGAACAGAGGCAGAAAGAUUUCAUACCUCCAGAAGAAAAACAGGCUGCACCUUCUACAUCAGAGGAAACUAGUAUUGAUAUUAAACAAUUAAAGGCAAAAAUGAAAAAGUUUUCAAAACAACACAAAAAUGUUAAAAAGAGUAAAACUGAUGGUUAAAAUAAGAUAAGCCAUUUUAUCUUGGAUUUUCAAAACAGGAUUUUAUUAUAAUAAAAUAAUAAGAGUGUAUUGAUCAUCAUCAGGUAAGCAGUUGUAACAGCUAUAAAAAAUAAGUUUUAACAUAAAAGUUACUUCUUGCUUAAAUUUAGUAACACUUUUGGUUAAUAUUCAUUACAAAAGUGAAUAUAUGCUACGAAGGGUAAAUAAAAUGCCAUAAAAAUU
Messenger RNA from Manduca sexta (tobacco hornworm), 1354 nucleotides. Its product is annotated as KRR1 small subunit processome component homolog. Gene Ontology annotation, molecular function: RNA binding. Bases 95 to 1132 code for a protein of 345 amino acids. The record is from RefSeq and is a predicted model, not a curated record. The transcript has a single exon. Gene Ontology annotation, cellular component: nucleolus; small-subunit processome. NCBI's taxonomy places the organism in Eukaryota, Metazoa, Arthropoda, Insecta, Lepidoptera, Sphingidae.